AUGUGGUUGGUGAUAUUCUGCUUUUUCAUUCCGAUAAGCUCAAUAUCUGCUGAAUCUCGUCUGUUCGGACCCGGUCUUCGAGCGUCAUUUCAAGUACCAGUUCGGUAUUUUUACUUACAAACAUAUGAUGCGAACGGACAGAAACUUAAUCAUUCGACACAACCGCUCAAUCGAAUCGAAUUCCAUCUAACACGUGUCUCAGAUCAACUAUCUGCUCACAGUUAUCGUAAAGUUGAUGAUCUCAAUGAUGGUACCUAUUUAUUUCGGUUUCGUCUGUAUGAAUCCGUAAAAGAUCUUCAUUUGUACAUUCGAUUUGGUAACGAAGACAUCGAGCAUGUGAUUCAAGACUAUGUCUACUCGGACGGUUGUUAUUGUCCCGAAACAAAUCUGACACAAUGGUUUGACUCAUUCGAAUGUUCGGCAUCACGAUCUCAACUACGAACAGACAUGAAAGUCUUUAAAACCAUUGAUAUGAAGCAAGUUUUGGAAAAAGCCACUCUGAAAUAUUUUCAACACCCUCAAACAUACGCACUGUGCCAUUAUGUGAUCAAAAAUAACAAAAUUUAUCGAAAAUGUUACGGUGAACACACAGGAUUUAAAAUGUUUUCCGAUGCAAUAUUCUUAUCACUUUCUCGCAAAGUUAUGCUACCCGACGUGGAAUUUCUCAUGAAUUUAGGUGAUUAUCCACUGAGUGAUACGAACGAUGAUCCGCUACCGAUUAUAUCAUGGUGUGGCUCAGAACAAACUUAUGAUAUUAUUCUACCAACAUAUGAGAUAACAGAAGCUACACUUCAAAUGUUGUCAAGAACUACACUUGAUAUCUUUGCUAUGAGUACGACGCGUCAUUUACCUUGGUCGAAAAAGAUUUCGAAAGGAUUUUUUCGUGGCCGAGAUAGUUGUCCCGAACGCCUUGAUCUUGUUCGGUUGUCUCGCAAGCAUCCUGAUUUGCUUGAUGCUAAUCUUACUCGCAUGUUUUUCUAUCGCGAUCAAAUAUCCGAAUUUGAACCAUUUGCGCCACAUGUUCCAAUGCCGGAAUUUUUCGAUUAUAAAUAUCAAAUAUCUCUUGAUGGAACUGUGGCUUCAUACCGUUUGCCUUAUCUCUUAGCUGGUGAUAGUUUGAUAUUCAAACAAAAUAGUUCCUACUACGAACAUUUCUAUCAAGAUCUCAUGCCACAUAAACAUUAUAUACCAAUCAAGAAAGAUCUGUCGGAUUUAAUUGAACAGCUUCAAUGGGCAAAAGCACACGAUGCUGAAGCUCAAACAAUUAUUAAACAUGCACAACGCUUUACUCAACGAAAUCUUCUUCCUAAUCAUAUUCUUUGUUAUCAUGUCCAAGUUUUACAAGAAUAUGCUGAACGUCUAAUCUCACCUGUGCAGAUUCAUUCCGAUAUGGAAUUGGUUCAGCACGAAACAGAUGAAAGUCAUAUAAAAAAAGAUAACUGUCAUUGUCAUCGUUUAGAGAAUCUCAAACAUAUGAGUACGAAUACAGGUUAUGGUGCUCGUGCAUCUGGAAUUAUUUAUUCAUGUUUAAUAAAGAAUAAUAGUGAUGCUGAAGUAACGAUUCAAGUGGAAUUCAGUGGUCUGGCAGAUCAUCAUCGUGAAGUAGUUGACAUUGAAUUAGCUAAAGGUGAAGAACAAAUUGUGGAUGAGAAGGAAUUUGAGCAUGGAGAACAGCAAACAAAAUAUCGGAAAGGAAUUGAAUUGAUUCGAGUGAAACAGUUCGAUGGAAAAACGAUUGAAUUGAAAAAGCCAUUUAAUGGAGUUGCUUCACCGAAACAAAAUUGGGUUUUCGAAAUUGAAAAUGAUGCUAUAAAAUCAGUGGACCCACAAAAAUAA
Adineta ricciae is the source of this 1836-nucleotide messenger RNA. The record is from the annotation of a GenBank genome assembly. Lineage: Eukaryota; Metazoa; Rotifera; Eurotatoria; Adinetida; Adinetidae.